CUGAAUACAGAGUUGCAUUUGGUUGUUGUUAUUAAUGGUGGCCAUAUUUACAUUUAGCUAAGUGUGGCUAAUUUUUUAUUGAUUUUUUUCACACCAAUUACAGUUAUCAGUGUUGAAUUGAUAAAAAAAAUACAUAAAUUAUAAUUUUAUUAAAGCAUUCUCGAAAAAUCAAAACCAAACAUUUUGUAUUAUCUAAUUUAAAGUCUUCAAAAGCUACAAGUGCUGAUUUGUGGUGUAUUUUCCCACUCUCAUUAAUUUUCUUAAGGCCUGUUGCAUAUUUUUUUAACAGUCACUUUGAAGUCCCUAAGCAGCAACAUAGGGCUCGCCGAGACCGCUCUAUUGGACAUCAUGGCUGCCAAUAUACAACAGCAGCGCUUAAUUAAUGAACAAUUAAGACGCGAGGUGGAAAUAUCAAGAGCCCGUGUCUCUGACUCCUGCAUGUUAAUGAUGAAAUACAUGUCGGAACAUGAAAAUGAAGAUUGUCUACUAACCGGUUUUACUAGUCAAAAGUUGAAUCCUUUUAGGGAGAAAAGUUCCUGUAGUGUUUUGUAAAUUGACCGUUUAAAAUUGAUUGAAAAAAAACUUAACAGUUCCUAACACUUCUAUUAAAGGAUUUUUGAAAAA
Lucilia cuprina (Australian sheep blowfly) is the source of this 624-nucleotide messenger RNA. RefSeq names its product guanine nucleotide-binding protein subunit gamma-1-like. The transcript has 2 exons. Gene Ontology annotation, molecular function: G-protein beta-subunit binding. Bases 349 to 552 code for a protein of 67 amino acids. Gene Ontology annotation, cellular component: heterotrimeric G-protein complex. The record is from RefSeq and is a predicted model, not a curated record. Gene Ontology annotation, biological process: G protein-coupled receptor signaling pathway. NCBI's taxonomy places the organism in Eukaryota, Metazoa, Arthropoda, Insecta, Diptera, Calliphoridae.